UCACAGUCGAACAAAGAUGUACACAUUUUGACACAAUUUGCAUUGUACAAGUAAAAGGUACCACCCGGUUUGUUUUUAUCAUUGAAACUAAUUCGCACGUAUGUGCAGUAUAUAAACAAUCUAUCGCAUAGCACGUAAUACUGCUAAUACAAAAUACAAUUGUUUUCGGCUGCACGUAUUCAACGUCGCACAAUACGCAAAGUACAAACUAUCUUUUUCCCCUCCAAGGCUACCGUAGCCUACGUCAGCCGUAGAAAGUCUAUCAACUAUUGAGUUAACAUGGCAUUUACUCUUUACUCCCUCAUUCAAGCAGCAAUUCUGUGCGUGAACGCAGUGGCCGUGCUACACGAAGAACGGUUUUUGAGUAGAAUUGGUUGGGGAGCGGACCAGGGCGUUGGAGGAUUUGGUGAUGAGCCAGGCAUCAAAGUUCAGAUGAUGAACCUGAUUCGCUCUGUGCGCACCGUCAUGAGAGUGCCUUUGGUCGCAGUGAAUUCUGUGUGUAUCGUCUUGUUGCUGCUGUUUGGAUGAAGAAAAUGAAUGGACAAAAACGGACCGAACCGGUUGCCUCCAUCUUCACAGUCGCUGUGGAGUAAUGAAUGUGCUUCGAGAAAAGUAUGUGUGUGUGUGUGUGUGUAUAUAUAUAUAUAUAUAUUGUCACAGGCGGUUUUCUACAGUGGUUAAACGGGAGUCUGCUAUUAUGUAGUGACUUUGACCCUUUAAAAUCUCCAGAAAGGUUUGGGACUUGAGCAAUAUAUAACGUGUGACUGUAAAUUAGAUGUAAAAGGCGUUCUAUUCUUCGUCCAAUGCUCAAUAAUAAAGAAUUGAUGCUAAACCAG
Messenger RNA from Phyllopteryx taeniolatus (common seadragon), 836 nucleotides. RefSeq names its product immediate early response 3-interacting protein 1. The transcript has 3 exons. Bases 280 to 528 code for a protein of 82 amino acids. The record is from RefSeq and is a predicted model, not a curated record. Gene Ontology annotation, biological process: endoplasmic reticulum to Golgi vesicle-mediated transport. Lineage: Eukaryota; Metazoa; Chordata; Actinopteri; Syngnathiformes; Syngnathidae. Gene Ontology annotation, cellular component: Golgi membrane; endoplasmic reticulum membrane; COPII-coated ER to Golgi transport vesicle.